AUGCGACCUUCUCAAGAUAUUCUUAUGGUGAAUGCCGAAUCAUUAAUCGCAUUACAUCAAUAUGGCGGAUCACUAAAUCUUGAAGGACUGGCUCAUAUUGCUUUGCAUAAGGCUACACUGUGGGCAACCGGGCUCUGGGGCAUUAAGGUGGGACGAGGUCAUCCAGACGUGCAGAGAAGGAUUGAUUUGCUGAACUUCAUUAAGGCCCAAUGUUCUACCCUCAAGAGUUUGAGUAUUGUACUAUACAAUGAAACGACUUAUGAAGAUCCCACUACCAACAGUCGACUUCUUGACCUCAAUAACGAUCUGUUGAAGUUAGACCUCAGGGAUAGAAGUGGAGAACAAGUCCCGCGUAGGAAGGUGUCUCCCCAUUAUGAAGAACAGUGA
This is a messenger RNA of Sclerotinia sclerotiorum 1980 UF-70, 387 nucleotides long. RefSeq lists its product with no specific name. Bases 1 to 387 code for a protein of 128 amino acids. Lineage: Eukaryota; Fungi; Ascomycota; Leotiomycetes; Helotiales; Sclerotiniaceae. The transcript has 2 exons. The record is from RefSeq and is a predicted model, not a curated record.